Messenger RNA from Saccostrea echinata, 489 nucleotides. RefSeq lists its product as uncharacterized. The transcript has 3 exons. The record is from RefSeq and is a predicted model, not a curated record. NCBI's taxonomy places the organism in Eukaryota, Metazoa, Mollusca, Bivalvia, Ostreida, Ostreidae. The coding region runs from base 20 to 427 and encodes 135 amino acids. Gene Ontology annotation, biological process: positive regulation of voltage-gated potassium channel activity; regulation of synaptic transmission, cholinergic; sleep.
ACAUAAAGUCGACAUCACCAUGGAUUUAUCAUUGAUUGCAGUUUGUUGUUUAUUUGCUUGCAUCAACCAAGCAUUAGGAAUACCCUGCUACAACUGCAGCACUAAACACGAUCCUCGGUGUGGCGAUCCUUUCUGGGGCGGAUCAAACUUUCUUGUAGAAUGUCCAUUUGCUUGUCUUAAAGUGAAGCGAUCCAGUAAAUUCAUCCAGACGUUAGAGAGAUCCUGUUCGGAAACUGCAGUAGCUGGUCUAAUGGAAGGAAGUGGAAAAAUAAAACACUGUGUCACAGAUUUCGUUCCAUUUAAAGGGGAGGUCACUCAGUGUCAUUGUAGUGCAAAGGGAUGCAACUCUGGACAUAAAAGUUACUACGGCACCAUGUGGAAGACAGUUUAUACUCUUCUUUUGAUUAUGUUAUUGUUUUUUACUUAGUCUGCAAAUUUUGAACAUUCUAAAAUCAAAUGUGUAACUUGUGUACAUGUAUUAUGAGCAUC